Molecule: messenger RNA, 856 nt
Organism: Cataglyphis hispanica
Lineage: Eukaryota; Metazoa; Arthropoda; Insecta; Hymenoptera; Formicidae
Product: E3 ubiquitin-protein ligase PPP1R11
Exons: 4
Coding region: 127-498 (123 amino acids)
Cellular component (GO): nucleus
Molecular function (GO): protein phosphatase 1 binding; protein serine/threonine phosphatase inhibitor activity
Source: RefSeq, a predicted model, not a curated record
ACAAAUAUUGGCAGCACUGCGCACUGCGGCGAUGGUGAAAAUUCGCAUAGGUUACGUUUGAUGCUGCAGUGAUAUCGUGCGUGUCCCUCGUUCAAAAAGACGCGUAUCAAUUGCGACUUGCGACACAUGGAGAGAACAAUGUCGGAACAAGCAGCUUUGCAAACGCAAACGGAAACAAUCUCCGAGGCGGAUGUCUCCGAAUCGCAGGAUGUGCCUACUGUACGAUUACGUUUACGAAAACCGAAAUCAACCAAAAAAGUCCAAUGGACUCAAGGAACUGUUGAUAAUGAAAAUCUAAACAAGAAAAAGUCAAAAUGUUGUUGUAUUUACGAGAAACCAAAAACUUUUGGUGAAAGUAGUUCGGAAGAUAGUGAUGAUGAAUGUGAACAUUGUCAUGGGCAUAAGGAUGCUCAUAAGAAAGUCUUACCCCAAACUGGAAAUGCUGCUCAAGAUGGAAUGUCAUCUCAUCCUGAACCGAUUGCAACAGGAUCAACAUAAGUAUUUAUAUACCCAUUGAUCAUCCUGCUAAAUGGAAAAUAAAUUCUUUUGCUGUUUCUCAAGUCAGUAUCAUACAGAAGAAAUGGCGAAUUGUAGGUAAGUGAUACAAUAAGUAGAAAAAUGAAACCAAAGAAUAUGAUUUUUUGUCAUAUUACAUUAUCCUUUUAGGUAUACAAACUUUAAAUAUGAUUCUGCACUAAUCAUGUAGCAUUUUUAUUAUAAUACUUUAACAAUAUUGCACGGAAGAUUAUGAAAUGUUGUCCAAAUUGUUAAUUCUUAUAUAGAUUGUAUGUGAUAUGUGAUGAGAAUAGUAAAUCAUUGAAUAUUCUCUGAAAAAUAACAAUUAUCAUUCCUUGUA